AUGGCUAUAAAAGAGGUCCAACGACUCAUCGCAUUAUAUCCGAAUUCGCGGGCAGAGAAAUUCCUGAAGGAUAUAGAGCGGAUGAUAGGCGUUCAGAGUAAACUGUGGCACUACACGUGGAUAUUCGUGUGGAAGUUUGCAUGUCCGCUGACGAUAGGGUUCAUCCUGGUGUUCAACUGGCUUCAGUAUAAGCCGGCCUCGUAUGGCGACUACGUCUACCCGGACUGGGCCAACGCCCUCGGCUGGAUUAUCGCCUUCGUCCCGAUCUCGGCGACGCCGAUACUAGCCAUCUACAAGCUCUACAAGAUUCGACAUUCGAGCCAGCCGAUAUUUCAGGUGUGGGGAGAUGCGGCUGUACAGAUAUUCUUCGCCCUGAGUCCCGCCUGGGGAGGCCUUAUAACUCUGGCAAGCUACAACAAGUUUCACAACAACUGUUACAAGGAUGCUCUCAUCGUGUCGCUCAGCAACGUGUUGACCAGCAUCUUCGCUGGAUUCGUCAUCUUCUCCGUCAUCGGCUUCCUCGCUCACGAACUCGACAAACCCGUCGAGCACGUCAUCGCACAAGGCGCCGGCCUGGCGUUCAUCGUGUAUCCGGAGGUUGUGACCCGUCUACCCGUAUCACCGCUCUGGGCCUUCCUAUUCUUCUUCAUGCUCAUCACGCUUGGACUCGACAGCCAGUUUGCGCUGCUGGAGACGGUUGUCACGGCGAUACUCGAUCGGUUUCCCAAUCUCAGGGGCAAGAAGACGUGGGUCGUGCUCGCCACCAGUCUCGCUGGCUUCACGUUCGGUCUUCUCCUCUGCUGCGAGAUAAUAGGAUCCGUUGAGACCGCACCGGAGACGGGGAACGCAGGAUAG
Molecule: messenger RNA, 855 nt
Organism: Priapulus caudatus
Lineage: Eukaryota; Metazoa; Priapulida; Priapulimorpha; Priapulimorphida; Priapulidae
Product: sodium- and chloride-dependent glycine transporter 1-like
Exons: 8
Coding region: 1-855 (284 amino acids)
Biological process (GO): sodium ion transmembrane transport
Cellular component (GO): membrane
Source: RefSeq, a predicted model, not a curated record